CAAGAGAAAGUGACGUCGUUGUAUGAAAACUAUAUAAGGUGUAGGUUAAUUGAAAAGCCCUCAAAACACACAACAGCCACAUUAAUGUGGCACACCGGUCAAAGUUUUAGAAGCGGUACAGGAUAUUUUCCUUCUGGAUAUUCUGGCAGAGACCAAAAUUCAUGGUUUCAUCAGUAAUAAGUUGAGGCCCUAAAGCAGCAAAAAAGUCCUGGUGCAUCCACCACCUUGUAUUGACGUGUUUCCACAGAUUUUGUCUCUAACGGGUUGGAUUUCUGUUCUGGAUUUUUGAGAAACGAUUGGACUUUGACAGCAACAGCUCUGCACAUUGAACCGCCGCUGUAAACUCAACAGAGGAAGAAAAAAAUUUGUCAGGUGGCCUGUGAUUGCUGAGGCGUUCGCUGCCUGUGCUACUGCUGCUAUGUUACAGGAGAGGGUUAUCACCGCGGUUCGGCCACGUCUGCCUGCACGCCUGUGAAGGAGGCAGGCUGUGUGUGUUGGUUGGUGGAGAGAAGAGGAGCGAGCCAUAGAGAGAAGGGAAUGCUUCACCGUACCAAGUACAAUCGCUUCAGGAAUGAGUCGGUAACAUCCGCCGAUGAGCUUCUCCACGGCCUGUCCAUGAACCCCAAGGUCUCGGCCUCCUCCCAGUCUGCAACUGAGACAUCCUUCGCACCCCCAAGCGAGGUCCAGCCCUCCUCCACUGCUACCGUCCCUUCCAGCAACACAACCAUCCAUGGCUCUGAGCAUCUGGAGGAUGGAGGCACCACCCUCUGCACCCUCAUCAACAAGGUCUCUGGCCUGAAAUUCAGCAACUCGGGCAGCCUGCUUGGCAUCAAGGGUCUACCUUCAGCCGUCAAGGACCUGGCCGUGUCCAAGCUGCAAGGGGGUGGGGGUGCGGGCUCCAGCCCCAGCAGCGUGGUGGCAGCAACAGCCGUCUCUGGUGUGGGAGGGUCUCAGUGCAGCUCCCAUUCGACUCCCUGCACACAGUUGGAGACAGCUGUCAGCAUGAGCAAGAAGAGCAGACUGGACGAUCUCCAGCCUAGAGGAGAGGAUUGGAAUCCAGGUGGGGGUGGUGGACUGGUGAGCAAGCCCUCCAGAGGAUGGCUGCACUCGAAUGAGAAGAUAUCUGGCCCAGGAGUCACAUACGUUGUGAAGUAUCUGGGCUGCAUAGAAGUUCUACGAUCGAUGAGAUCCUUGGAUUUCACUACGAGGUCACAAAUAACAAGGGAAGCUAUCAGCCUGGUGUGUGAAGCAGUUCCUGGGACCAAAGGAGCGCUGCGGAAAAGAAAGCCACCAUCCAAAGCCCUGUCCAACAUUUUAGGCAAGAGUAAUCUCCAGUUUGCUGGCAUGUCCAUCAACCUGAACAUCUCCACCAGUAGCCUCAACCUAAUGACCCCUGACUGCAAACAGAUCAUUGCCAACCAUCACAUGCAGUCUAUCUCCUUUGCAUCAGGUGGAGAUCCUGAUACAACAGAUUAUGUUGCCUAUGUAGCAAAGGACCCGGUCAACAGAAGAGCAUGUCACAUCCUCGAAUGCUCCGACGGGCUCGCUCAGGAUGUUAUCAGCACCAUCGGCCAGGCGUUUGACCUUCGCUUCCAGCAGUACCUGCAGUGUCCCUCAAGCAAGAUGUCCUCAGUCCAUGACAGAGUAUUAAACAUGGAGGAGUUGGCAUGGACAGAGGAAGAAGAGGAGUCAACAGGACAUCCUUAUUAUAACAACAUCCCUGGCAAAAUGCCACCCCAAGGAGGCUUUAUUGAUUCUCGACUGACGAAUCAGAACGCAGCAUCUGAAGGCGGCCAGACUGGUCCGGGCUCGGUGGAUCAGACGUACUACCAGGGACGGCAUUGUGAAAACUGGGCUGAUGAAAGGAAAGCCAUCUUCCUGCAGCAGGGAUCUUUUGAUAUCAGCGGUUUCCCAGAGAAUAAAGGUCAGACACCUAAAGCAGUGGAGAUGCCCAUGUACGUGAACACCCAGCAGAUUGAUGCCCAGGUGCUUGCAGCUCUCCAGGCUGAAGCAGAAAAUGCUACAAAGGGCAUAGUAGAGGCAGGCAAAGAGAGCCCCCAGAAGGACCUGUUUGACAUGAAGCCCUUUGAGGAAGCCAUUCAGUCCCAGUCCCAGCCACUGGCCCCAGGGCAGUCCCAGACUCAAGUGUCCAACCUUCAGAAGGCAGCUUCUGUUGACAACUCCAGCCCUCUCCUUGUCCGAUCUUUGGCUUUCCGCGCACAAGAGGAGCUGGAAGGCCAGAUGUGGUACCAUGGCAAAAUGAGCCGCCGUGAUGCUGAGAAACUGCUUAAGAGCGAUGGGGACUUCCUUGUCCGCACGAGCACUACCAACCCAGGGUCCUACGUUCUGACUGGUAUGCACAAUGGACUCUCCAAACAUUUACUGCUUGUGGACCCCGAAGGCACGGUACGGACAAAAGAUCAUAUAUUUGACAGCAUUAGCCACCUUAUUGGCCAUCACCGUGACAACAAUUUGCCAAUUGUCUCAGCUGGGAGUGAACUCUGUCUCCAUCAGCCUGUUGAAAGGAAAUUGUGAUAUUUGAAAUGCCUGAUGGGAAGCAGAGGGCCUUUAGAUGCGCUCUCCUCCUGGAACUGGAAGAUGCCUGCAAAAGGCUCAAUGUGCUCAACACUGACCUGCUUUACUGGAGUCACUGGAGUACUCGAGAUUUGUUAAGGAUUAAGGAAAACUAUUUAUAGAAUUGCUAUUUUGUUGUGAUGACUGAAAUGCUAUAUUUUUGAGAAGAAAAAUCAGUGCAUUUGGACUUGAUACUUUGAUUUGGUGUUUAAAGAAACAAUAAAGCGACAAAUUGUUCUUGUAGUUUAGACGCAGUGCAAAUAAAACCUCAAAGAGGCAAGAAUAUUUUAAAAAUAAACUCUAAACUAAGUUUUGUCUGUCAAGCACAACCAUAUUUCUACUGAACAUGUUGACUCAGUGGUUGAAGAAUCAGAAAAGGCUCUUUUAAAUAAAUUCAAAUAAAAAAAUAAAAAUGCCCUGAAACUGACCAUUAGUGUGACAGCUUGAUUUAUUAGUCUCCAUAUGAAAGCUACUUUUGUUGGAGAUUGAAGCCGAAUGUGUUGUCAGUGUCGGGGAGCAAACAGACACCUUUUCAUCCUGCAGUCAAUGGCUUUAGAGAUCGGCCUUUUUUUAAAAUACAAUUAUAAAGUAUUUCCUUGUGUCACUGCAGCCGCAUGACUUCAAAUCAAUUGUUCUCGUGUUCGUAGACCUUGAAUUCCCCGUCAUUUGAAAGGAGGUGCUUGUGUAUGCUGACACUGUUAAAAAAAAAAAAAAAAAAAAAAAUCUGUUUUUUAACCCGGGGGUUUUUUUUAAAUUGGUUUUCUCUGACUUUUAGGUGUUGUCAGUGAUUAGUUUUUGGUGCUUGAUUCAUACAGUUUAAUAUCCUCACAUUUUAAAUGAACACACUCGGCUCUUUGGGUGAACUUUUUAAAAAGGGUUUUUUUUUUUUUUUUUUUUGAAUGAUCACACAUGAAUAGCACAAUCAGAGCUCUGUUUCAGUCGUACUAGAUGAGUGCUCACUGUUUCAAGGUGUCAUUAAUGGAAAUGUUGCUUUCACAUCAACUAAAGCUAGAACAGAUUAUUCACUAGCACUUAUUGAAACUACAACUGCAUAGAUUCAAUGUGUUAAUCAUGACUAGGCAUGGGCUGGUCAGUGUUAAGUCCAUACAUAGCCCUUAUUUGGACCUACAUAUUUAGGUUUAGCUCACACAAAACUGCUAGUUGGGUCUAAAGGUGGUCUAAGCUUUCAAUAAAGAAAAUAAAAAUCCACAAAGUCUGUAGAUUGUGCUAAAAUGCCAGAAGCAAAUUUAAAGACUGCUUGGUUUUGUUUUAGUAUGAAUGAAUUAAAUCAUUUUUACCUAAUGAGAUAUUAUGGUAAAAAUGUCUUUCCAAAUAUUCUGUUUUUUAGAUGGAGUAGAGAGGUAAAAACCAUAUACAUACUUGUACUUCAGUUGCAGAUGGUGUUUUUACAUUCGAGCAGUAGAGGGAGUACAUUGACAAAACUUUUUAUUUUUUGUUUAGAUCACCAGAAAUAAAGUUCAGCUCCCUUUUAAUGAA
This is a messenger RNA of Poecilia latipinna (sailfin molly), 4071 nucleotides long. RefSeq names its product SHC-transforming protein 3-like. Gene Ontology annotation, biological process: cell surface receptor protein tyrosine kinase signaling pathway; intracellular signal transduction. Lineage: Eukaryota; Metazoa; Chordata; Actinopteri; Cyprinodontiformes; Poeciliidae. The record is from RefSeq and is a predicted model, not a curated record. The transcript is spliced from 14 exons. Gene Ontology annotation, cellular component: plasma membrane. The coding region runs from base 538 to 2535 and encodes 665 amino acids. Gene Ontology annotation, molecular function: receptor tyrosine kinase binding.